AACUUAAUAUGUAAAUCAAAAUAAAAGAUGAGGUGCUAGGUUAGGUUUAUGUAAAAUUGAAGAGAGCGUAGAAAUGGGUUUGAAGAAGGAAGAGGAAAGAAAAUGAAAAUGGCAUCGGAGAGAGAUAGAGAACAUCCAUAAUGCUACAGCCACUAAAACAUGUAACCAAACGCAGAUCCCUCUUCUCUUCUUUUCUCAUUCACAUCAACAACCUUUCUUCCUUUUCUUCUUCUUCUUCAUCUUCUUCUUCUCAUAACUGCCACACCGUCUUAAGAAAAAUAAACCAAAACGACUUCGCAUCCUCCGUCAAGGACUGGUUCAACACGCGCGACCCACUCAUCACCCGAAUCUUUCAGAUUCUUUCUUCGACGGACUCUUCCUCCGACGCCGCCCUCGACGCCUCUCUCGCCGCCCUAACACUCCCCCGUCUCGACGAGUCCUUCGUCCUCACCGUACUCCACCAUGGCACCGCCGCUGCCCACGUCUACCCCUGCCUCCGCUUCUUCGAUUGGGCCGGCCGCCAGCCCGGCUUCCACCACACUCGCGGCACCUUCUCCGCCAUCUUCCGAAUUCUCGCACGCAACAGAUCAAUGUCAACCAUCAUCGAGUUCCUCCGAACCUUCCGCCGCCGUGGCCCCGCCUUCUAUCUCCGUGCGCGGUUCAACGAUACUCUUGUCAUUGGAUAUGCUAUUGCGGGUAAGCCUGAGAUUGCACUCCAACUAUUUGGUAAAAUGCGGUUUAAUGGUUUGGACUUGGAUACCUUUGGUUACCAUGUGCUUUUGAAUGCCCUUGUUGAGAAGAGUUAUUUCUAUGCUGUUGAUGACAUUGUUAGGCAGAUAAGGAUGAAGGGUUUUGAGAAUCGGUAUACCAAUGCGCUUGUUAUGAAGAGUUUGUGCAAGCAGGGGAGGUUGGAUGAGGCUGAAGGGUUUUUGUUUUCCUUAGUGGAUGGUGGUAAGAAGCUUCAUGGCUCCGAGGUCAGUGUUCUUGUCCGUGCUUUAUGUGGGAGCAAUAGGUUUGAUCAUGCUGUUAAGUUGGUUAGAGAGUUUGGGGAUUCGGGCCUGGUGCCGUUGGAUCAUGCUUAUGGGGUUUGGAUAAGGGGCCUUGUGCAAGGUGGCCGGUUAGAUGAGGCCUUGGAAUUUUUCAAACAGAAGAAGGAAGAUAAAGGGUACAUUCCUGGUUUGGCGAGGUACAACGUGUUGAUUUACAGGCUCUUGAGGGAGGACAGGCUCGACGAGGUGUAUGAUUUGUUCAUGGACAUGUAUGAGACUGCUGUUCCACCUAACACAGUUACCAUGAAUGCUGUGCUGUGCUUCUUUUGCAAGAAAGGGAUGGUGGAUGAUGCUCUUGAUUUGUUCAAGUCGAGGUCAGAGUUUAUGCUGUCCCCAAAUCAUAUGGCUUAUAAGUACUUGAUACUUACUUUGUGUUGGGACGGAAACGCCAAGGAAGCAUUUAGUGUGUUGAAGAGCUCAAUUGAUCACCGUUUUAUUCCAGAUAGACGGACCUUUACUAGGCUUGCCAAUGUUCUGUGUAGAGAGUGCAUGAUUGAUGAGAUGAAAGAGUUGCUCCAUCUUGCCUUAGAAUGGAAAAUUAUGCCUAUUGCUUCCACGUAUGAUAACUUUAUAACGGCACUGUGCCGGGCGGGAAGAGUGGAAGAUAGUUAUUUGAAUAGGGGAGAUAUUGCUGCUCGUCUUCUCGUUGAAAUGAAGGAGAAGGGUCAUAAAGUGACACCGGCUCUAUGUAGAGUUGUUCUUUGUUGUUUACUUCAGAUGGACAAUUCAAGAUCUCGGUUUUCCAGUUUGUUCGAGAUGCUGUCUCAUAAUGAUCGUCAACAUUAUAUUUAUGAUUGUUUCAUUGAUGCAGCUGGGCAUGCCAAGCAGGCUGAGUUGGCUUGGAAAGUGUUUGAGUUGAUGCAGAGGAAUGGCAUUCAGCCCACUUCAUCUUCUCUAAGUCUUAUGUUGAAAGCUUAUUUGAAAAGUGGAAGGACUACUGAUGCUCUUGUCUUCUUUAAUAAUGUUUGGUCUCGUGGAUUGGCGACUAAAAAGUUAUAUAAUUGCUUUGUUAUUUUUCUCUGCAAGAGCAAGAAUCCUGAACCUGCGUAUGAGUUCUUCCUCAAAAUGUUAGAAGACGGUUUAAAUCCAAGCAUUGAAUGCUAUGAAAUUCUUGUACAGGAGCUUUGUUCAUCGGAAAGAUAUCACGAGGCAGUGAAUCUUGUUGAUAAGUAUGAGAAAAAGGGACGUCGAAUAACCUCUUUUCUCGGUAACAUACUUCUUUAUCAAUCUAUGUUUUCACCGGAAGUUUACAAUGCCUGUGUUCGUUUAAGAGGAGUUAAAGAGGAGGGAAAAACUGAUUGGUCAAUGCUUAGCUUUGUGGUUGGUGCAUUUCGUCGUCAUCAUAGAGUUAGCCAUGUUGAGGACUUGGAGAAAUUAAUCGCAAAGUGCUUUCCACUUGACAUUUACACUUACAAUUUGUUGUUGAGAAAAGCAUGGAAGACUGAUAAGGAGCAGGCUUGUCAGUUGUUUGAAAGGAUGUGUCAAAGGGGCUUUGAGCCCAACCAGUGGAUUUAUAGCACCAUGGUUGAUGGUUUCAAAAGGCAUGGGAUGAGAGACAAGGCUGAGAGGUGGUUUCAAGAAAGUAAAAGGAUAUUCUCCAACAGAGAAACCAGAAUGCUCAUUUAAGGAACAAUUGAUCAGUAUGCGUUAGAUAUCCAAAAUGGUCCACCCAAUUUUUGUAAGGAUAUUUUUUAGAAUUGCAUUUUUGUCAAAAGAAAAAAGUUAUCUUGGAUGCGUUGGAUUUAGUUUUUUUUUCUCCGUAUCAUUUACUAAUAUUACAUCCUGUGCAAUCCUUUUAUGUUGACUAUUCCUCUCCCCCACCAAAAAAAAACAUUCUUUUUAUGUGUGGAAGCAAUAGGAAAUAAAAUAGUUUCCACAUUGUGUUAUUUAUCAGUUAUCACAUUAGAUUUACAUAAGCUGUGAUAUUUGAUUUAACUUCAUUUUUAUCUGAUACUGUUUUUUUUGCAAGUUUGAUGUAUUGCAUCUUAACCUCAUUUGAUGGUAAUAGUCAUUGCCCAAGAAAUAAAAAAUCAAAUAUGAUACAAACUUGAAGCUUCAGAUAGGGGAUUGGUGUUCCCUCAUUAAUCUGCAACGUCUUCAUUGCAUCCAUAUUUGAGCAUAAGCUAUAUUGGUUUAUCUUCAUUUGAUAAUAAUUCUCUCUUCUACUGGCUCUUAUUUUGGUUUGUAGAAGAAUUAAUCUGUCCUUUUUACCUUGGUUUCUUUAAUGAUUGUGUGCUUGACUCCCUUCCUUAUUUAGAAUUUGCACUUGUAGUCAUAUUUUAGUUCUUACAUCUGGUUGCCAUUCAUCAAAGCUUUCCUCAUAUUUCAUCAAAUGAUUAGCCUCAAAAUUUUCAAAAACAGGAAUCAAGUAUGUUGAUCUCUGGGUGGCCUCUUUUAUUCUUUUCAUGAACAUAUUUGCUAGCUCCAAACUAGUAAAUUAUUAUGAGAGCUUAGUAUCUAUAUUUGUCAGGGAUCAUACAAGUUUAUAUAUACUCUUCUUAGAACUCAUUUUGCUAGAAACUUGAUACUUAGAAAUACAGAUUGAAAGC
Arachis duranensis is the source of this 3598-nucleotide messenger RNA. RefSeq names its product pentatricopeptide repeat-containing protein At1g71210, mitochondrial-like. The transcript has a single exon. NCBI's taxonomy places the organism in Eukaryota, Viridiplantae, Streptophyta, Magnoliopsida, Fabales, Fabaceae. The record is from RefSeq and is a predicted model, not a curated record. Gene Ontology annotation, molecular function: protein binding. Bases 141 to 2675 code for a protein of 844 amino acids.